Clonostachys solani is the source of this 2292-nucleotide messenger RNA. Lineage: Eukaryota; Fungi; Ascomycota; Sordariomycetes; Hypocreales; Bionectriaceae. The record is from the annotation of a GenBank genome assembly.
AUGACCCUUUGCAACAUCUGCCGGGAAUUGUGUCCCAACUUCGAGAACGGGAGUGGCGAUUGGGAGUCUGUUGAGGAGGGCUUUCUCAUUAUUGAUCCCGUUCCAAUGCAUCAAUCAUGGGAGUCCUUCUCCAAAUCAUUGAAUUAUAAUUGUGCGAUAUGCUGGGGCCUGUGGCGUUCCAUACGAUCUUCGCCGCGAGCAUCGCCAAAUGAAGAAGCCGACGUGGAUUUCAAGAGUUGGCUGCACGAGGGGGCGUUUUCAGCAGAGACGUUGACUUUUACCUUGCACAUUAAUUUGACAGGGAAGGACAACAGACGAGAGUCAAAUGAGUUUCGAGUUCGUUACACGACAUCGGAAUCCCUUAAAGAAGCUCGGCAUAGCUACGGCAUUGACGUCGAUCAGACGUCUGGGUCAGUGGCUCGCUUUAUCCAAAAUUGGAGCAAUCACUGCACAAAAACCCAACCCGGAUGUAUCAAGCGAGAUGUAUCUUUAACCGGCACUGGUGACAUAGAUUUGCCUAGUCGACUAUUAGAUCUGGGCGGUACCGAUUCCAAGAAGUUUCGCAUCGUCCAAAGCCAAAAGUGUUGUCAAAAGAACGACCAAUAUGUUACUCUUACACAUAGAUGGUCGCAUGACACGCCAAAGCUCUUGCAAACCAAUUGUGAACAAUACUAUACCUUCCAAUCCGACAAUAUUCUGCCGCAGGACUAUCGAGAUAUUAUAUCAAUCUGCCGCGAAAUGUCUGUUCAGUUUCUGUGGAUUGACUCUCUCUGUAUCUUACAAGACUCGCCCGAGGAUUUACUACGGGAGAUCAAAACGAUGUUGAAUGUCUAUCAAAAUGCUCUUCUUACUCUAAGUAUUUGCUGGGAUUAUGCCGAUUCAACAUUGUUCCCGAGUCGGAGGGGAGAGACUCUUUCGAUAGCUCUACCAAACGACGAGAACGAAAGUCUUGCUUAUUCAACUACAGGCUGUGCCUUCGUCAAUCAUGUAGACGAAUUCAAAAUCAAUGUCACGCACUCGCUCGUCAACUCACGAGGCUGGGUCUUGCAAGAAAGAACCCUUUCGCGGCGAAUCGUCUAUCUUGGGAAUGAGCAGCUGUACUGGGAGUGCGACGGAGUAAUCGCGAGCGAGACUGUGUCCAACAUUUUGCAAGACAAGGAUGUCAGGAGGAUGCCGAUUUUCCACGAUUCAGACGACUUCCGUAUCGCCCUUUGGCCUAAGCUCGUCGAAAAGUACAGCCAGUGUGGGUUGACGAGUGAAAGUGACAGGCUUGCUGCUAUCUCAGGCAUCUCUCGGAUGAUGUCCGCCGCCAACCCAAGGGAUCAUUACAUUGCAGGGAUCUGGUCCCAGUAUUGGAUCUUUGACCUUCUCUGGACACCGCUGGUCAAGAAUUUCUGGCCUCGGAAUGGUGCGCUACUCAGAACCUGCGCGGUCCGAACGAUACAGCCCGCACAAGGAGCUCCAUCAUGGUCAUGGAUGGCAUUCCCUGGACCAGUCGAACCACCUAGAUCACUUGAGCGACCCAAAUGCAUCGCAGAAACAACGAUGUCGCCUGACAAGUCCCUUUUUCUACCUCGAGCUCUCGCCAUGCUUAGCCAAUUUGAUGUCAAUCCUCCUCCAGGCGCGGAUAAUUUCGAUUCCAUGUCUCAUACGACUUUACGCCUGAACUGUUUCCUCAUACCUGCGGAUUUUGCGGGAAUAGCCGAAAUUUGCCAGAACGAGUCAGCCCCAGCGUUCUAUCAUCCCAUCUCCUGCAAUGCAUUCUACUUUCCUCAACAACGAAUUAAUGCCAUUUACCAUUUGGAAUUCCUCAAAAGCUCUAGCCGGGCACUUCCAGGGUCAGAGAAACUGACACCGAUUACUCUGUGCUUCAACAAGCCAUGGAAUUCCGGUUUACCCACCUCCAUGAUCCCCAUUUUUCAUCUACCAAAGCAUCCUGACAAACGUUGGACUCGGGACAGAGUAGGCGGUCUCAUCGUCCAGCGCACCAGUGCUAGGGGCCAGGAUCUGGAGUUUACCAGAAUAGGGACGUUUCAAGAAGGAACGACUAAAGAGUCAGUACUUCUCGGAGCAUUGAGAACUACUAUUUGCAAAGGCGUAAUCGAACUGGACGGUGAAUCUACAAAUUCAGGGAAGACUGGAAAAGAGAGGAACUUUGAGACCGGGCUGUACGAAUAUAUAAACGCUCCAAAAAUUGAAAGAUUGAUGGAAAAUACAUCCCAGGACCUUGGCGAGCGUCUUUCACCCCUCUUUUAUCCAAGAGCGGAGUGGGCAAAUAUUUUACUGGGCUGA